AAAGUGACACGAGCAACAAAUCCACGCGCGACAAAUCCGCGGAACCCGAGCCGAACCCGAGCCCCCGAGCCGAACCGGAGCCGAGCCGAACCGGAGCCGAACCCGAGCCGAAAACAACACAAAAGUGCAAAACCAGAACCACAAAACCAAAACUACAAACGCACCGAGACACGCGCACGGACACGUCUGAGCCAAGAUGGAUCAACCCACGGAGCCGCGGACCCUCCCCGGGGAGCCUCGGGAGGACGGGGCCCCGGCGGUGAACGGCGCGGGGCCCGGGCUGAGGCGCUCGGAGGCCGGGUGUGUGAUGGAGAGCUGGCGGGAGGAGCGGACCCGGAGCCUGGAGGACAACGAGCGGAGCCUCCCGUCGCUCGCGGCCGCGUACAGCUCGAUCCUGCGCGGCCUGGGGGAGGACCCGCUCCGCCAGGGCCUCGUCAAGACCCCCUGGAGAGCCGCCACCGCCAUGCAGUUCUUCACCAAAGGAUACCAGGAGAAGAUCGUGGACGUCCUGAAUGACGCGAUCUUCGACGAGGAUCAUGAUGAGAUGGUGAUCGUCAAAGACAUCGACAUGUUCUCCAUGUGUGAGCACCACCUGGUGCCCAUCUUUGGACGGGUUCACAUUGGGUAUCUCCCCAACAAGAGGGUCCUGGGCCUCAGCAAACUCGCCAGAAUCGUUGAAAUCUACAGCCGAAGACUUCAAGUUCCGGAGCGCCUGACGAAGCAGAUCGCGGUGGCCAUCACGGAGGCGCUGCAGCCGUCGGGGGUCGGGGUCGUCGUCGAGGCAACACACAUGUGUAUGGUGAUGCGUGGGGUGCAGAAGAUGAAUUCCAAAACUGUCACCAGUACGAUGCUCGGAGUUUUCAGAGAAGAUCCAAAGACCAGAGACGAGUUCCUCACCCUCAUCCGGACCUGAACCGGACCUGGUGGGACCUGGUGGGACCUGGUGGGACCUGGUGGGACCUGGACGGACCUGGACGGACCUGGACUCUGUGAUGAGUCUCUGGAUUUUUAUAUGAAUCUCCAAGAGUCAAAUCCACCAAUGUUUUUCUCGGGUUUGUGUCUUCGGGGGAAGUUUGAUUCUGUGAUUUAUCGUGACAUUUCAUGGCACAAAUCUCCAACUGAUACAAACUGGAUCCAAAUCUAUUUUUAUUAGUUUUUAUUUUUCACUGAAAUGACUGAGUUACUUUCAGUGUUAUUUAUAUUUGUGUAUUUUACAGUUUUAUCUUCGUGUCGGAGCAGCUGAUCUUUUUAUUACAGCUGAUUGUAAUAAAAUAAAAUCAGCUGCUGUUUUUAUGAGUCGGGGGGGGGGG
Boleophthalmus pectinirostris (great blue-spotted mudskipper) is the source of this 1310-nucleotide messenger RNA. It is a transcript of the gene gch1, whose product is annotated as GTP cyclohydrolase 1. Gene Ontology annotation, biological process: tetrahydrobiopterin biosynthetic process; tetrahydrofolate biosynthetic process. The record is from RefSeq and is a predicted model, not a curated record. Gene Ontology annotation, cellular component: cytoplasm. Lineage: Eukaryota; Metazoa; Chordata; Actinopteri; Gobiiformes; Gobiidae. The transcript has 6 exons. Gene Ontology annotation, molecular function: GTP binding; zinc ion binding; GTP cyclohydrolase I activity. The coding region runs from base 197 to 913 and encodes 238 amino acids.